GGCAAGAGAGGAAUGACAAGAAAGUUUCGCCAAGAUCGCCACAAGUGCUGCCGCUGAGGAUGCAGCGAAGGGAUCAAGAAGAGCUCAAGAAAUUCUCGAGCGAGCUCCAGCGCGCUAACGCAGCUCCUCUGAGGCAUCACCUCAGGGAUUACGACGACGAGCUCCCGGUCUUUGACAACUCUGGUGAAGAACAUGAAGAAGAAGAACAAGAGGAUUUGGUCGUUGAGAAUGGCGAGUCCUUCAGCUCUUGCCGAGGCGCCACUACCAUUUCUUCUUCCACGCAAGAAAACCCCAAGGCAAUGAUCGCUGGCGCCGCUGGAAAUGGCACUCCAGUCAUUCCCAAGAUCACUGCUUACGUCUCUAUCUCCGGAUCAUCGUCAGAGGUACGUAGAUGAGUUCUUUUCGCUCUUUUGCUCUCUCCACCAGGUUCUCACUCCGUGCUAUACAGAUCAUCGAAGAAACUGGAAGCGAAUCCAGCCUCGCCAACAGCGCAAAGAUGAGAGUCGCGUAUGGUCAUCACAACAAAAAGAGAGGACUUUCAAUGGAGAGUUCUUGCAGAAGUAGCAACAGCAGCAGCAAGCAGGACGUCGUGUCUCUCGAGUUUCUGGACGAGUUUUGCCGCAUCUCGGAAGUAACUUCCCACUCGAGUUCUUGCUCCGAGGCCUAUCUCAAGGAAAACCCGGGCGCCAGUAAGGUGGUGGUGAUGCCAGUCGAUGCCGGGGAUAUGUUUUCCUGCAUCCGAGCUCGCCAGCGCUUAGCAUCAUCGUCAUCUUCAGAGGAACAGGAAAAUCGAGGAGAACGUCGUGCCGACAUAAGUUUCCUGGAGUUCCUGUGCUCCCAGGCGCAAGCCGGGACUAAUGGCGGUGGCGGCAACACGUCAAAGACCGAGAGUUUAUCCGGUAGUCCUGGAUCAUCCAAAAAGAGGCCGAGCACCAGCAGCAGCAACUCGAUGUCCGAGUCCACGACGAAGAAGCCGAGGGUGGGCGACGAACUUAACGCACGGAUGGAAAUUCUCAAGCUCUGCUCGCCGCCUGGAAGCACAGAAGCAAAGCCAGCAGCUGGUCGAACGCAAAGUUUCGAGGAAGAGAAAUUAAGCAUGCCAUACCUGAAGAGAGUGCUGGAUAGUCGUCGCGACGGCAAGCCAAGGCUGGUGUACGAUACGAGAUCACCGCCAUCGACGCCAGGUUCUUUUCGAUCGACACCGUUUGCGUCAGUUGGAUCUUCCUUCUCGAUGGACGACUUCAACACAAGGAGGUCUCUCUCUCCGUGCACGCCGCCGUCGGCCUCGUUCACUUCCGCCGGAGCUCUAAGCCCGGAGGAGAUGACGGCCAUCUGGAAUGCUUUCCAAGAGGCCCAGCUCGCGCAGUAGAAGAGAAAGAGCGAGAGAGACACCGGUCUGUGAGAAUCCUGUAAAUUACAAGAGUAAAAGAGUUCUACAAAGUUCACCUCA
This is a messenger RNA of Selaginella moellendorffii, 1450 nucleotides long. RefSeq lists its product as uncharacterized. NCBI's taxonomy places the organism in Eukaryota, Viridiplantae, Streptophyta, Lycopodiopsida, Selaginellales, Selaginellaceae. The transcript has 2 exons. The record is from RefSeq and is a predicted model, not a curated record. Bases 392 to 1369 code for a protein of 325 amino acids.